Messenger RNA from Pelobates fuscus (common spadefoot toad), 1608 nucleotides. RefSeq names its product selenium binding protein 1 (gene SELENBP1). Gene Ontology annotation, molecular function: protein binding; selenium binding. The coding region runs from base 80 to 1513 and encodes 477 amino acids. NCBI's taxonomy places the organism in Eukaryota, Metazoa, Chordata, Amphibia, Anura, Pelobatidae. The record is from RefSeq and is a predicted model, not a curated record. The transcript is spliced from 12 exons.
AGAGCAUAAAAGAGAGCAGUGUAGGGUGCAGAGUCUGCUGACCUGCAGAGACAGAGCUACUCUAACACGCCUCUUCAAUAUGGCCAGCUGUAAGUCAUGCGGACCUGGGUACAAGACACCCCUGGAUGCCAUGAAAGGUCCCAGAGAGAAGAUAGUUUAUCUGCCAUGCAUCUAUCGUUCCACUGGCAUUAAGAAACCUGAUUACUUGGCUACCGUCGAUGUGGAUCCAGAUUCAGCAACAUAUUCCCAGGUCAUUCACCGUCUGCCGAUGCCCUAUCUGAAUGAUGAGAUCCACCACUCUGGCUGGAACACCUGCAGCAGCUGCUUUGGGGAUCCUACCAAAACCAGGGACAAACUGAUCCUGCCUUGCCUCAUUUCAUCCCGAGUCUAUGUGAUAGAUGUGGGCACAGAGCCACGGGCUCCUCGUAUUCACAAGGUGGUAGAACCAGAGGAUGUGCUUAAAAAAACUGGCCUGGCCAAUCUGCACACCUCUCACUGUCUGGGCUGUGGGGAAAUCAUGAUCAGUUCAUUGGGAGAUGCCUGCGGAAAUGGAAAAGGAGGAUUUGUGAUACUGGAUGGGAAGACAUUUGAAGUGAAAGGCAACUGGGAGGUGGAUGGACAUGCUGCACCUUUUGGCUAUGAUUUUUGGUACCAGCCCUAUCACAACGUCAUGAUUAGCACUGAGUGGGCGUCUCCGAAUACAAUUCGUGAUGGUUUCAAGAUAGAAGAUGUGAUUGCUGGUCAUUAUGGGAGUAAACUUCACGUAUGGGAUUGGACCAAACACACUCGCAUUCAGACACUAGAUUUGGGUCAGGAGGGACUGAUCCCAUUGGAGAUACGCUUCUUACACAAUCCCCGCGCUGAUCAAGGAUUUGUUGGUUGUGCCCUAAGCAGCUCUGUAUUUCGUUUCUACAAGACUGAGGAUGGAAAAUGGGCAACUGAAAAAGUGAUCCAGGUGCCAAGUAAGAAGGUUGCAGGUUGGGCACUGCCUGACAUGCCAGGGCUUAUCACUGACAUCUUACUCUCACUGGAUGAUAAAUUCCUGUACUUCAGUAACUGGCUUCAUGGAGACAUCAGACAGUAUGACAUCACUGACACCCGCAAACCCAAACUGGUGGGACAGAUAUUUUUAGGGGGCAGCGUGCUGAAAGGAGGACCAGUGAAGAUACUGGAGGACUCAGAGCUUAAAUCACCACCUGAGCCUGUGAUAGUAAAGGGAAGGCAAGUACCUGGGGGCCCGCAGAUGAUACAGCUCAGUCUAGACGGGAAAAGGCUCUAUGUGUCCACUUCGCUUUACAGUGCCUGGGACAAACAGUUCUAUCCGGACAUGGUGAAGACAGGGGCUGUCAUGUUGCAAAUUGACGUAGACACUAAACAUGGUGGACUAAAACUGAAUCCAAACUACCUGGUGGAUUUUGGAAAGGAACCAGAUGGACCUGUUCUGGCCCACGAAAUCCGUUACCCCGGAGGAGACUCCAGCUCCGACAUAUGGGUUGUGGAAACAGACAAAUAAAGACUCUGUGCCAAGGUCCCCGUGAGCUGCUCUGUGCCUCCAAUCCUUCUUUUACAAUCACGUGUAACCCUACAAUAAAAAGCAUAUGAAAACUG